AUGAAAUUUAUCGGUUUACUCGUAUUGUUUAUCACUGUUGAGAGUUUUGCUGCAAACGACUCCUGCAAUUUAUCUAAAUCACUCACUGAUUUUUUGAGUAAUUAUGAAACGUUGAAGUCAAACGUUGAAAAUUUAAAUAAAAAAGUGAAUAGACAACCGUAUGUUUGUAUGGGUAAUUCUCCAUUUACAAAAUGGGCUCGAUAUGAACCAAAUGGUAUACAAAUGAACAUCGAUACAAGCAAAUGUCAUUUUUCAAAAACACCAGCAUAUUUUACAAGUUUAGGCGGAAUGGGUAGUCAUUAUGGAAUAAUUGGAACAACUUCAAUAUAUUUUGCAACAUCAACAAAAUUUCAAAUCUUUUUACGUGAUUAUUGGAAUGCUACAUCGGGAACUUUAAUGAAAGUUACCGCUGACAAUCAUUGGAAUGUAAAUUGGAUCGGUGUGGAGGAAAAUAAUUAA
Molecule: messenger RNA, 459 nt
Organism: Didymodactylos carnosus
Lineage: Eukaryota; Metazoa; Rotifera; Eurotatoria; Philodinida; Philodinidae
Source: the annotation of a GenBank genome assembly